AGGAAAGGAACCUUUAAAUGAGUAAAAGUGACAUUUCUGUUGAACUGUGGAUUGUACGGGAAGAUUUGUGGUAUUACUUACUAGCGACGGACAGAAUGUGUCACCUGUUAAAUAAUGUAGCGGUAUAUCCUGGACCGGUGGGGUACUGGCACAUACAGGCCUGUCACUGAGCCGUUUGACACCCAGGGGUCCCUGCCUGGCUGCACCAUGGGAGCUUGUUACUACUGGCUAUUCUGCUGCGUAUGAAGCUCGAACGAUUAGCAUGGAGACCGACGGCUACACCCCUAACCUGGCCACCACGGACUGGGCUGGCAUGGUGGGGAGCAUUGGGGGGAUGGGAGGUAUAGAGGAGGGUGCCCAUGGGUCGGCAGGCCCCUCCAGCCCAGCCUGGUACAUGCCCUACCCGCUAGGCUUCCAGGUGUCCCUCACAGCCGUCCUGAUGCUGGAGCUGGUGCUGGGCUUCAGCAGCAAUCUGACCGUGCUCGUUCUCUACUCCUCCCAGUCCAACCUGGUGGACUCGGUCAGCAACAUGGUGACGGUCAAUUUGCAUGUGUUGGACGUUGCUGUAUGUGUGCUGUGUCUGCCCCUCACCCUGGUGUUGGUGCUGCUGCCGCCAGGACCCAAUCUGGCCCUGCUUUGCUGCUUCCACGAGGCCUGCGUCACCUUCGCCAGCAUUGCCACCGCCAUCAAUGUCCUGGUCAUCAGUGUAGACCGCUACGACAUCUCUGUGCGACCAGCCAACCGGCUGCUGACCCUGCGGAGGGCAGCGCUGCUGUUGGCUGCUGUCUGGGCCACCUCUCUGGCUGUUUUCUUCAUUCCUUUCCUGGAGGUGGAGUUUUUCUCUGGUGCUGGUACGAACAGUGGCCAGCUCAGUCAUUCAUCCUCCCCCCCAACCCCCUCCUCUCUGGCGCCAGGUUGGCAUAACCGAACCCUGCUGUGUGUGGGAGGGCAGGGCUACCACACAGGCCUGAGCAUGUACUACCACCUCUUGCUGCAGGUGCCCAUCUUCUUCACCACAGUGGGGGUCAUGCUGUUCACGUACUCACGCAUCCUGCGGGCCUUGAACAUCCGCAUAGGCUCCCAAUGGAAGAAGGUUCACCGCUUUAGGGGCCCCUCCUGCGGAGGGCGCCAUAAGAAACCGAAGAAAAAGACAGGGCUUGGGGUGGAAGAGGCCAGAGAACAGUGUACAGACAACACCAAGCACCUCACUCACCCUCCCCUCAUCCUGUCACCUACCCUCACUGCCACCUCCCCCCCAGUCCUUUCCACCGCCCCCAUGGUUACAUCAGAAAGUGCUGCCACCCCUGUACCCAUCACUGUUGGUGUCCAAGCAUCUGUGUCAGCCAUAAUUGCCCUGCGACGGGCCGUGCGGCGCCACCGCGACCGUCGUGAGCGCCAGAGGAGGGUGUUCAGGAUGUCUCUUCUCAUCAUCGUCACCUUCCUGGGCUGCUGGGCACCUCUGUCCCUGACCAACGUGCUGAUCCUGUGCCUGGGCCCAAGCGACGCCCUGGUCAGCCUACGCCUCUGGUUCCUGGCACUGGCUUACGGCACCACUGUCUCCCACCCUUUGCUCUAUGCCUUCACCAGGCAGAAGCUGCGCCUCGCUUUUAGAGCCAAGGUGAAGAAGAGGGUGGUGUCCCUGCUCCAAGUGGACCCCUCACCAGGGAGCACUGUCAUACACGACUCCUGGGUGGAGCCGAGGAAGGGAGGGAGGAAGGUUCGACUGAUGGGAAAUGAUGCUGCUGACUGCUGCCUGGCAGAGGCCUUGUGAGACCAGCACCAAUUUGGCAUAUAUGCUUCAUUGCCAAUAGCCACACACCAAUGUAAGUCACAUAUGUUACUCAUGGGACUUCAAGCCCUUGUUGUGGGGGUAUUCAGUUCCAGCUCUGGUCACUGGCAAAACGAAAUGUGACGAUAUAUUUAAAAGUGCUUUAUCAAAUACACAGGAAUCCCCCAAUUAAGUGGUAUAAACUAGUUGGAUGUCUUUCUCCUAAUCAUUUUCUUAAUCAUGCCUCUAAU
This is a messenger RNA of Hypomesus transpacificus, 2019 nucleotides long. Its product is annotated as G-protein coupled receptor 22-like. Gene Ontology annotation, biological process: G protein-coupled receptor signaling pathway. Lineage: Eukaryota; Metazoa; Chordata; Actinopteri; Osmeriformes; Osmeridae. Gene Ontology annotation, molecular function: peptide binding; G protein-coupled receptor activity. Gene Ontology annotation, cellular component: membrane. The record is from RefSeq and is a predicted model, not a curated record. Bases 263 to 1771 code for a protein of 502 amino acids. The transcript has 2 exons.